GUUUUAUGUUACCUUUGUACGAAUCAAACGAAGGUUUUAACUUUUAGCCAAGAACAGAAGAAAGAAAACGCAGUGUGAGAGUUUCGUGUUGAUGAUGGAGAAUGGAAACGGUUUCUGAAAUUCCAUUCAGAUUUCAAAAGCUUUCGAUUCUUCAUCGCCAUCAAAGAUCAAAACCUUCUUCUUCUUCUUCAUAUAUCCCUAAAAACCUCACCUCAUUUCAACUGUAAUCUGGACAUUGAAACAUUAGAAAUAUGUUGUUGAUGGCAUAGGUUUAAAUAGAGAACUGAAGUUGUAAUGGAGCUUGAUUUGAGUGAAAAGCCUGUGGAACGAAUAGAAGAGCAAAUGAAACGGAUUGAAGCCAUUUUCAAAGCUAAACAGAAUCAGAAGUGGCAACAAUGUCACAAUCCAAUUCAGAUAACUAAUUUUGAUGGAGAACAGUUAACAAAAACUGAUAAUGUUGAAGAUGAUGAAAGCUGGAUGACUAUGGAAGAGGUUGAAGGAGCAACUUUGGAAUGCAAGAAAACAUGCAAAAGGAAGGCUCCCUGUUUAGUUGCCAAUGCGUUGGGGAUGGUGACAUCCGCGAACGGUGUUGGGGGCCGUACUAGAAACUUCUUUGAUUGUAAUAUAUGUUUGGAUACGGCAAAUAAUCCUGUUUUGACAUGCUGUGGUCACUUGUUUUGUUGGGAAUGCUUCUAUCAAUUGGCAUAUGCUUAUUCAAAUGCUAAAGAGUGUCCUGUUUGUGAAGGAGAAGUCCUUGACACUGACAUCAUCCCAGUUUAUGGAAAUGGAAUGAUCGAUGAUAUUAGCCGGUUGGAGUUGAAAGAAACUUGUUUGAGAGUUCCUGAUCGACCUCAUGCACCUAGAGUUGAAAGUACUAGGCAGCGGCGCAGAAGACGCACCGUCGCUUCUACAAACCAGGAUUUGUCGUUGUUUGGUAACUUUGGUGGAUUAGAAGAGCCAGAUCCGAUGCAAUUCCCGAGUAUUUCAACUGAUGGAGCUAUGUUUUAGUUCUCGAUCUUGCCAGGAGACAGAAAAAGCCCCAUUAUACUUCUCACUAUCAACUAUCGAGGCUAAAUUCCCGGUUUAGUAAGAACUUCAUUCUACACAACAAUUUGUUAAGGAACUUGAAUCAUAUAUGCACAGUUACUCAUCCCUCUGAAGCAUUAGAGAACUAAAACCUAAUUAUGUCGAUGGAGAUUCGGUUUUCAGCAUUGCUGCUACAAAUCAAUGAGGAAGUCGUGCUCAAGAUAUUGCUCUAACUAAUUCUGCAACUGCAUAUUGUGUUCUUCCUUUAACAUCUAGAUAACUGAUAGUAGUAUAGUGAGUAUUUCAUUGGACUUUUCAUCUUAAUUAUGAUAGAACUGAUACUUAACCUUUAACAUCUGGAUAAAAGGAUAUUAGUAUAAUAUACUCGCUGAUUAUAUCAGUGGACCUUCUUAUUCUAGUAGAAUUGAUGUUUUAAGAUGAGUUUGAAAUGAAUCCUUAAGGAUUGUUUACAUUAUGUGCUUUUAUGAAAGAGAAUUGAUCAUGUAAAUAAAAUAGAAUGUGACAAUAUAUUAGAUUUUAGAUUUAA
Medicago truncatula (barrel medic) is the source of this 1573-nucleotide messenger RNA. RefSeq lists its product as uncharacterized. The record is from RefSeq and is a predicted model, not a curated record. The transcript is spliced from 2 exons. Gene Ontology annotation, biological process: ubiquitin-dependent protein catabolic process. Gene Ontology annotation, molecular function: ubiquitin protein ligase activity. The coding region runs from base 295 to 1008 and encodes 237 amino acids. NCBI's taxonomy places the organism in Eukaryota, Viridiplantae, Streptophyta, Magnoliopsida, Fabales, Fabaceae. Gene Ontology annotation, cellular component: endoplasmic reticulum.